Molecule: messenger RNA, 8022 nt
Organism: Oncorhynchus kisutch (coho salmon)
Lineage: Eukaryota; Metazoa; Chordata; Actinopteri; Salmoniformes; Salmonidae
Product: inactive phospholipase C-like protein 1
Exons: 10
Coding region: 852-4298 (1148 amino acids)
Biological process (GO): phosphatidylinositol metabolic process; gamma-aminobutyric acid signaling pathway; release of sequestered calcium ion into cytosol
Molecular function (GO): phosphatidylinositol-4,5-bisphosphate phospholipase C activity
Source: RefSeq, a predicted model, not a curated record
GCGGCGCAGCGCAGCUGUCAGUUGUGUUCGUCCUUCUCGUCAAAAUCUGUUGCAGACUCGACUAAAGUGUUUAGCAGGUCAGUGUACUUUGAGAGUUUAACCAAUGUACGGACCUAUGGGAGUUAAAUCUUGUUCUCCACAUAAACAACAUAUAUCACAGCGUAAAGUUGACUGCCUUGCACUUUGGUAACUGUUGGAUGGUAAAGGUAGACUGAGUUGGCUUCUUUGAGCAGGAAGGUUAGGCUACCCUGGAAGACUACACCUAAAUACGUUGUUUUAAGGAUUCUUCUUCCUAAUGUCAAUCUAUCAUUGAGUGUGAGGUAGCAUCGCUGGAAGCAUACAGGACUGCUGCCAAUCUGUGAGGUUUCGACUUGUUGCGUGAAAAACACAUCCCCCGGGAAUAGUGUUUUCGGGUAAACCCUUUUUUAAAACCAAUUUGCAUUCAAGUCGGUGCGUGUCAGUGGUGUUUUGAUUUCACAACAGGACAGAUUAUCGAGUGUCUGUGGUGGGUGUUCCCCAAUCCUCUGAUUCUAGUCCUGACAGUAUACAAGUCAGGUCGACUUUGUGGAGACUGGAGAGCGAACAUGAGACUGGAUGUGAUGGACUUCAGGCGUGAUUAAAGAAAUUGAAGUAAUUACCUAGGCCUACCCAACUGCCUGACCGGAGCGGCUCUAAUGGUCUAACGGAACAGCCCUCGCCAGAUGUGCGCUGGAGUCCAGUUCCGUGGUUCAUAUUUUUGGAAAAGCGCAGCAGACCCCUCCAUAGCCUACCCGUGCACUUAAAUGUAAAUAAAUGGCACCCAUAAUACGUCGAAUUUAGUGAUUUUUCUAUAGCCUGUAACUGCUGAGAAGAUGUCGGAGCAAGAGCGCUAUGGGGACGGACUGUGCGACGAUGGAGCUCCGGAGAUCAUCCCGCCGAGAGCGUCCAGGACGGGAAGGCGGAGCGGAGUCAUCCUCCCUGGCCAGGACAACGAUACCAUCGUCCUGGAGGCAGUGAGGGCAGCCCCACGCAGGAGCAGCAUCAUCAAGGAUCCUUCAGUGCACAAGGUGGCCGGCGGGCGCAAGAAGACUGUGUCCUUCAGUAGCAUCCCCUCAGAGAAGAAGGUGAGCAGCGCUGCCGACUGCCUGGCCUUCAUGCAGGGGGGCUGUGAGCUGAAGAAGGUGCGUCCCAACUCCCGGGUCUACAGUCGUUUCUACACCCUGGACCAGGACCUCAGCUGCCUGCGCUGGGAGCCCUCUAAGAAGGAUGGGGAGCGCGCCCGCCUGGACAUGGCCACUAUCAGGGAGGUUAGGACGGGGAAGAGCACUGAGACCUUCCUGCAUAACGGACCUGCUGCAGAACAUCUGGCUGAGGAGGCAGCCUUCUCUAUCAUCCACGGGGAUGACUACCAGUCUCUGGACCUGGUGGCUCUCUCCCCUGACGUGGCCAACAUCUGGGUAACGGGGCUGCGCUACCUGGUGUCCCACCCCUCUGUCAUCGGGCAUGGAGGGGGGGCAGGUGGGGGAGGAGGUCUGGGAGAGGGGAGCAUCAUAGGGGAGGGUAGCCUCGGCAGUAAGAUGAGGAGGGAUUGGCUGGCCGCAGAGUUUGCCGAGGUGGAUGAAGAUGGAUACGGGGUCGUCUCAGAGGAUACGGCCGUGGCAACCAUCUGCAAGCUGUAUCCUGGGAUCAAGGAAGCUAAGGUGCGCCUGAGGUUCAAGGAGAUCCAGAGGAGCAAGGAGAAGCUGACGUCUCACGUGACGCGCGAGGAGUUCCAGGAGGCCUUCUGUGAGCUAUGCACUCGCCCAGACGUCUACUUCCUGUUGGUCCAACUCUCCAAGGACCGCGAGUGUCUGGACGCCCAGGACCUCCGUCUCUUCCUGGAGACGGAGCAAGGCCUGUCUCUGGCCACGGCCGAGGGCUGUCUGGAACUGGUCCGACGCUUCGAGCCCUCCGGUCCUGGGAAAGAGAGAGGUCUACUGGCUCUGGAUGGAUUCUCCCGCUACCUGCAGUCCCCAGAGUGCCAGCUGUUUGACGUGGAGCACCAGGCAGUGUGUCAGGAUAUGAGCCUGCCCCUGUCCCACUACUACAUCAGUACCUCCUAUCGGUCCUAUCUCCUGGAUGACCAGGUCCAUGGGAGGGCUGAUCUAGGGGGCCUGACCAGGGCUCUCCAGGCCGGGUGUCGGUGCCUAGAGCUGGGGGUGACAGACGGCCCAGAGGGGGAGCCACUCCUGGGGGUGGACUAUGGUCCUGAUGCCCACCACCACCACCACCACCACCACCAUCAUCCCCACCACGCCCCGGUCACCAUCCGCAGUGCCCUGGAGGUGGUCAAUAAGUACGCCUUCCUGACCUCACCCUAUCCACUUCUGCUCUACCUGUGCCAGCGCUGUUCUCCCUCCCAGCAGCGUACCUUGGCCCAGCACCUGAGGAAAGUAUUCUCUACACGUCUCUACACCCCUGAGGCCCUGCCGGUCAGCCUGGGGGGGCGAGCCACCACCCUACCCUCCCCAGAGCAGCUGAAGGGCCGAGUGCUGCUGGUGGGGAAGAAGCUACCGCCCGAAGAGGAGGGGUCUGAGGGAGAGGUGUCAGAGGAGGACGAGGAGAUAGGGGGGGGCGGGCCCUUGGCUGGUCGGAAAAUGACCAUACCCGGGGAGGAGGAACUGGGCGCGGUUUUAGUGGUGCCCCCGCCCCCUCAGCCCAGGAGACUCCGCCUCCGACACGAGCUAUCAGAUCUUGUGGGCGUGGCUAGAACCGGAAGCCGUAGCUUCUACAACCACCGAGAAACAAGGAAACAAGGACAGCAGCACUCCCCGCCCAGCACCCCCUCCACGCCGGGCACGCCCUUUCCCCCUGAGUCGCCCUAUUGGACACUGUGCUCCCUGGGGGAGGGAGAAGCGGGACGGCUGGCCAGUGAGAGCCCAGAGGAAUUAGUAAGCUUCACCAAGCGCACCCUGAGCCGUGUUCGGCCAAGCUCCGUCCGCCUGGACUCCUCCAACCCCAACCCCCAGGGCUACUGGAAGGGCGGGGUCCAGCUAGUGGCCCUCAACCAGCAGACCCCCGGGGCCAUGCUGGACCUCCACAGAGGCCGGUUCACCCAGAACGGGGGCUGUGGCUUCGUGCUGCGGCCAGGGGUCAUGAGAGAUGAGGUGUCCUACUUCAGUGCUGUGACCCAGGGCUGUGUGCCUGGCGUUCCCCCUCAGACCCUCAGGGUGAAGGUGAUCAGCGCUCACAGCCUGCCCAAGCCGCAGGGCGCCGGGGCUAAAGGAGAGGUUAUAGAUCCCUACGUGGUUCUGGAGCUGCAUGGGGUACCGGCGGACUGCGCUGAGCAACGGACCAGGACUGCAGCACAGAACCAGGAUGACCCACUGUUUGAUGAGACUUUUGAGUUUCAGGUGAACAUGCCGGAGUUGGCGCUCCUCCGCUUCGUGGUAUUGGACGAUGACUACAUCGGAGACGACUUCAUUGGCCAGUACAGCGUGGCCUUCGAGUGCCUUCAGCCGGGCUACCGCAACGUGCCCCUGCUGGGUCUGGUGGGAGACCCCUUGCCCCACGCCAGCCUAUUCGUCCAUGUGGCCGUGACCAAUCGGCGAGGGGGGGGAAAGGCCCAGAGGAGGGGUCUGUCUGUGCGGAGAGGGGUACGGCGGGGGCGAGAGUACGUGACCCUACGGAACACGGGUAUUAAAGCUCUGGAUGAUACGUUCCGUCCCGCUAGCGCCCCUCUCAAGGAGGCCACAGACUUGCGGGAGGAUGCACAGAGGGCCAGUAUGACUUUCAAGGAGCAUUGUGGGCUCCCCCCAGUGGCCAAGCUGAAGCAGUGCAUCCAGACCCUGGCCACGCGGCUUCAGACCCCAGAGGGCCCUCCGGGGGCCAGCAUGACCCUGAAGGACGGCUACCCCCACUUGGAGGCCCUGGGCAGCAUCACUGACACCACGCGCAAACUACUGAGCCACUAUGAUAUGAUGAUCUCAGCCCAGAAGCAGCUGAUUGAGAAGGCAGACGCUGUGCAGGAGAGGAUUGCACAGGUUCAGAGAGAGGGAAUGGAGUUUCACGAGGAGCUGCCCAGGCUGGGAGAGAAGGAGGGGCUGAAGGGGCGCAAGCAUAGUAAAGCCCUGGAGAGUUUCACCUGGAACAUCACUGUCCUCAAGGGUCAGUGUGAUCUCCUGCAUGGUGCCAAGGCAGACUCUCUGGAUGCUCUGAGACAGUUGGCCUUGGCCUGUGAAGCCUGUGGCUUGACCUCUACCAUCUCCUGCGGUCCCUCUGACCUCUUCUACACCCCUCACGGCAGGAGAGGCAGCACCCAUGGCAAUGGACGAAUCUGACACACCCAACCUACCAGAGAGAGGGAGGGGGAGAGAGGGAUGGAGAGAGAGGGAGGGGGAGAGAGGGAUGGAGAGAGAGGGAGGGGGAGAGAGGGAUGGAGAGAGAGGGAGGGGGUGGGGACAGAGAGAGAGUGGAAUGGUAUAGAAUAGAGGCCAGAGCCUAUCCCUUUAUCCAGAAUAAAGUAGCAAGACUACUGAAGAAUCGUUGCAGUAAUUUGAAAGCCUCACUUUGUGUUCUUCAGUCCUGAGGCUUUUUAACAAAACAUGAAUGUUCUUACGUUACGUAAAAAACACUUGUGCUUAUUUAACAAUGUGAACUUGAACUUAAUAUAACUUUCUCAGUUUCUUUCUGUUGGAAAACACGGACUAAAUGAAAACAUUUUCUCAAUGUUUUUUUUGUUUCUCUGUGAUUGUGAACACAAAACAUUGUUCUGCUGUGAGGAAAGUGGUGGUCACCUUUAUUUUCAUUUGAUUUAUUGGACCUUUAUUUAACUAGGCAAGUCAGUUAAGAACAAACUCUUAUUUUCAAUAAGGAACAGUUGGUUAACUGCCUGUUCAGGGGCAGAACGACAGAUUUGUACCUUGUCAGCUCGGGGGUUUGAACUUGCAACCUUCCGGUUACUAGUCCAACGCUUUAACCACUAGGCUACCCUGUGUUAAAGUUAUUUUCUCUAUGGACCCUGUACGCUGAACCUAAUGUUUGGAUUUAGCUCAACUCACCAUUUCUGAGCACAGUGGUUUCAAGAACCUGUUUAAGUUCUCCUUCCUAACAUCCUUCCUAACAUUUGAAGCCCAGGGAGUCUAUGGAGGAGUCAAUUACAUUUUCCAGGAAUUCACAAGCAACAAGCGCCUGUUGUACUCUGUUAGCCGGGGUUGUCUGCCCGCCUGAAGACUCUCCAUGUAGCCUAGUGGUCAGAGCGUUGGGCCAGUAACCAGCAAGUAACCUAGUGGUCAGAGUGUUGGGCCAGUAACCAGCAGGUAGCCUAGUGGUCAGAGCGUUGGGCCAGUAACCAGCAGGUAGCCUAGUGGUCAGAGCGUUGGGCCAGUAACCAGCAGGUAGCCUAGUGGUCAGAGCGUUGGGCCAGUAACCAGCAGGUAGCCUAGUGGUCAGAGCGUUGGGCCAGUAACCAGCAGGUAGCCUAGUGGUCAGAGCGUUGGGCCAGUAACCAGCAGGUAGCCUAGUGGUCAGAGCGUUGGGCCAGUAACCAGCAGGUAGCCUAGUGGUCAGAGCGUUGGGCCAGUAACCAGCAGGUAGCCUAGUGGUCAGAGCGUUGGGCCAGUAACCAGCAGGUAGCCUAGUGGUCAGAGCGUUGGGCCAGUAACCAGCAGGUAGCCUAGUGGUCAGAGCGUUGGGCCAGUAACCAGCAGGUAGCCUAGUGGUCAGAGCGUUGGGCCAGUAACUGAAAGGUUGCUGUAUGGAAUCCCCGAGCUGUCCUUCUGCCCCUGAGCAAGGCAGUUAAGCCUCUGGGCGCCGAAGACGUGGAUGUCAAUUAAGGUAGACCCCCGCACCUCUCUGAUUGAGGGGUUGGGUUAAAUGCGGAAGACACAUUUCAGUUGAAGGCAUUCAGUUGUACAACUGACUAGUUAUCCCCCUUCCCCACAUGCAUCCACCUAAUUUAUCCCUCGGAGGAACUGAUGUAACGCUGUUGAUGAGAGCCCUUCUCGUAGUGGAUACAACGGGGGGCUUUCAUUCAGGGAUGGAGUGAAGGGUGACCCCCAUGUCCAAAAGGACAUGCUGAGGGACAAUUGAUUGAUUAAUAGGUUGUGUUAAAAAGGCUUGGUUGAUUGAUAGAUGUGUAUUUCUCUACUAGAGGACAUUAUUGGCAUGGCUGUGUUACUAUGAGGGACGUAUAGGGGCCCCUUUCUCUAUGAGUUGACUGAAAGUAUGUGCUGGGUUUGUCCCAGCUUAAAAAACUCACUCAGCUAAACACUGAUGUACUCUGACAAAGAACUACAAAAAUGGUGCCACUAGGUGCUACUACUAACCUCGGUGUGUUUUUAUGCUUGCCCACUUCUGAUGGAGUGUGGGACAUUAAAUGGGGUCUCCUGUGGCUCACAGGUAAACAUUCCGUUCUAGCCUGGGGUAGGAGGUGAUGUACUGUCCCUACAGUGAUGGAUAAUAGAAUGCUUCAUGAGAAAGGCUAUUAGCUAAAUAAAACUCAUUCCCUUACCAUAGAACAGGUGCUAGUUCUAAAGCCUGGGCCUCUGCGUUAACCCUUUAUGUGCAUUUAUGAACAAAACGACAGAUGAGUCGUUCCACCAAAAUUGAGCCUCUUGCAUUUUAUGUAGAAAUUGUGCACCAAUAUUGAAUCUGAAAAGUCUGUUAUAUUAAAUGAAGUGCCCUUUUAAUAUAGACCACAUGGAGAAUUCAAUAUCUUUAUAAGGAAUAACGUGCCAAAGUGCCAAAAUAUCAGUAUUUUGGCAUGUCCCUCAGUUACUGCUAGGAAGAUUUGAACCCACUUAAACCCAACAUUUCUCCCAAGUUUUCAACAUCAUUGUUGAAGUCCUAGUUAUUUUGUUGCUUUGACAAAGUUGAUUCUGAAGAUUAUUAUUGAUUUAAUGUGAUUCAUUUACGUCCGUCCCUCAUUUUAAGGUCAACCCUGUUACCUGAACUGAACUCGGGUUUUCAAAAUGGUGAAACUAUUCCUUUAAAAAAAGAAACAUUGAACAUCUUAUAGUCAAAUCAUAGUGUGAAAGCAGGUUAGCUGGUUCUACUCUUUUUGGCCAUUUUCUAGUGUUUAGUGGUGGGAAACUGAGCGGGUCAAGGAUUUCGCGUCAAGCCUUUUACCCACAGAUAGCCCUGGCUAGAAAUGUUUUACCAAGUUAAAGCUUGCAUUCACAUGCCCCUCACAACAAUCUUCCAUUCCCCCUGUCACAUGGGGAUUCAUGACUGAUUUAAGAUGAAAUCGUCAACCCUGAUACUUUAUUUGGCACAUAAUAGGUACUUACUAUAGUAAUGUUUUUAUUUAAAACCUCUUGAGAUGGAACGACCCAGAUACAGAAUGCAAAGAUUGCUGUCUAAUCUGCUCGACUGGUGUGUUGAUGUUUUUUGCUGUGUUGAGACGCUACAAAUCUUAAAUAAAACCUCUGAUCGAACAACACUCUGGUCCAUAGUUCUUUACUUUACUAUACUAUAGUAACUCUCUAUAAACCUAAAAGACCAUUUAGCAAGUUACAUUUGGUUACAUUUUUCUAAUAAAAAUAGAAUACCCCCCCAUGGUGUGACUUGGCAACGGGUGUUCAAGACAACGGGUGCGUUCAAGACAACUGGGAACUCAGGGGGAAAACAGCUUCGACUAGGAUUUCUUUUUUUAUGGUCAUCAAACUGGAAAUGUCAAGUUGGACACACUGGCAUCUUUCUAGAGUGCCGACUUUCCGACCUGAAGAUCACUAACGUCAUGAUUUGACCUCGAGUUCCCGGUUGCCUUGAUAGCCCCAUUAUACCGUCCCUUAUAGCGAUGUGUGUAUGGGCUACGGUUGCAUCCAAACGGGUACUGUAUUCCCUACGUAGUGCAUUACAACCUAUGUCUGUCUGUGUCUGCCAUCUCCUCUGACCGAGCAUUCAAACACAUGUUUGUUUCGUCCUGUCGCCCUACACUCUUGUCACAGUAUGUUAUUAAAUGCCCCUAGCUUUAAUUUUGAAAAGCUAGUUUUUUUUCUAUCUGAUUACCAAUGUCACAGUUGUACCCUGACUAAAUAAAACAAUAUUUUACUGACCAUUAAA